Molecule: messenger RNA, 1225 nt
Organism: Zingiber officinale
Lineage: Eukaryota; Viridiplantae; Streptophyta; Magnoliopsida; Zingiberales; Zingiberaceae
Product: universal stress protein PHOS32-like
Exons: 3
Coding region: 145-882 (245 amino acids)
Source: RefSeq, a predicted model, not a curated record
GGUGCCAUCGAUUGGACCCGAUCGCGAACUCAACGCACGGCAGCUGUUUCUAUCGUUAUCCAGCUCCUUCUCCGUGGCCGCCUCCUCGCUCACGCUGACCGUUUCUAUCUCAAUCUAGAUCGAGGAAACCAGGCCCUCGUCGCCAUGGACUCCCCUAAGACUCCUCCCAGGGCCCGGCCGCCCGCCAUCGAUCCCUCCUCCCCCCGCAUCUUUCUCUCGGCCGCCGCCGCCGCCAGCCCCGGGUCACACCGCCGGAUCGCCAUCGCCGUCGACCUGAGCGAUGAGAGUGCUUACGCCGUCAAGUGGGCCGUCCAGAACUACCUCCGCCCGGGCGACGCCGUCAUCCUCCUCCACGUCCGCUCUACCAGCGUCCUCUACGGCGCUGACUGGGGCGCCAUCGACCUCUCGGUCGAGUCCGAAGAUGCUGCGUCGGAGGUGUCGCCCCAGAAGCUGGAAGAGGAAUUCGACGCCUUCACGGCGACCAAGGUGCAGGAUCUGGCUCAGCCGCUCGUCGAGGCGCAGAUCCCCUUCAAGAUCCACAUCGUCAAGGACCACGACAUGAAGGAGCGACUCUGCCUCGAGGUCGAAAGGCUUGGGCUGAGCGCGGUCAUAAUGGGAAGCCGAGGCUUCGGGGCAUCCAGGAGGAAUAGUAAGUCUCGGCUUGGCAGCGUCAGCGACUAUUGUGUGCAUCACUGUGUUUGUCCUGUUGUGGUGGUUCGCUACCCCGACGAUGCUACUGGUCUCGGAUCCGGAGCCGUGGGAUCGUCUUCCCCUCUUGCCAAUGGCUCCAAAGUACCUGUGGGGAGGGAUACCGAGCUCCAUACUUUGCCUGAAGAGGAGCAAGAGUAUCACGAUGCUGAUGACGGGCAUAAAGAUGCAUGAUAAGCAUGGUGUAGGCAUCUUUUUUUAUGACAACAGUUGACAUGAACAAAGGUGGUGGUAAUCUUAGUACGGGCAGUGAAACUCUUGUGUAAAGUCUAAAGUUAGUUGUUCACGCUGAUGUUUGUUUACUGUAACUCUAAAAGAUGGGCAACUCAUGUGUGCGCAUCUUUUAUAUGUAGCAGGCACUUGAAACCUGGAAUACCAUCUAAGUUCCUCCUGCUUUUUUUUGUUUUGUUUUGUUUUUUGUUUUUGUGUGUAAAUAAUCAUGGUCAUUUAGUCAUGAUCAUAUCUGUGCACGAUAUUAAUAGAUUUGAAUGCUCUAAUUUAUUUUUCUUAGAGAAAA